Planococcus citri (citrus mealybug) is the source of this 7306-nucleotide messenger RNA. RefSeq lists its product as uncharacterized. The transcript is spliced from 13 exons. Bases 389 to 6103 code for a protein of 1904 amino acids. Lineage: Eukaryota; Metazoa; Arthropoda; Insecta; Hemiptera; Pseudococcidae. The record is from RefSeq and is a predicted model, not a curated record. Gene Ontology annotation, cellular component: nucleus. Gene Ontology annotation, molecular function: endonuclease activity.
UCUCCUCUCGUCUCACGUGUCAUCGUCGGUGAUCUAUGUGUGAAAAAUUUCAAGCUUAUGUUCAUUAUUUUCGAUGUUAAAUUUCAUAUUUAUCGCGAACUCAUUGUUCUAUCGUUUAGAGUGUAUCUCUAAUCACCUUACGUGUUAAUUUUGUAGUGGAUUUCUCGAAUCAUUAGUGCCAUUCUUCAGCGCAGGUGUAAGUACAACUCCUGCAAUACUACGAAUACUUGUUAUCGUUUUGGCUGUUUCAAAAUGACCGUUUAAACGAUGAAAAUUCAUCAAUGAGAUCCUUCAAGUAAUAAUUUUCAAAUACUGACAAUCUACGUAACAUCUGAGUAACCUUAUCGGUGUGAUUAUUUAGCCAGCGGCGUUUAUAAAUACUUUCAAAAUGGAUAACGAGAAAAAAAUAAUGAUGGAUACCAUACGAGAUAUGUUUAAUGGAACAUUCGAUGAAGAUAUUUUAGAAUCUGUACUGGAGCAGCGUGGUUGGGAUACUGAUCGAGCACUGGACGAUUUGAUGGUUAUGGCUCAAGGAUGCACUUUCGAAAUACCAGUCGAUGAUUUCAUAGAAACUGAUCCUCAUUCUCAACCGAAGGAUAGACCAUCUACCAACUCUGUAUCCGAUUACAUUACUCAAAAUGGCGGUGGUGGCAUUAGCGACGAAAAGGAGGAAAGUGAAAAUGAAAUAAUCGUAGUCGACGAGGAAGAAUUUUGUCUGACAGGUGAUUCGGAAUCGGAUGAUGCGAAAUCAGCGACACUAAAACCGCUCAAUACUGAUCAACCUUCGUCUUCCAAGCCAUCUUACGCUAACGUGGCUCAAAAAAAUCCACCCGUUUAUUCCCAAAUAUCGCAAAUCAAACCACCGGCUAUUCUAUAUCAAGGGUAUACUUCGUUCGAUCGAAUCAAACGUACUCGAGAUUCGAUCGAACGAGUCAAACUGUUCGUUCGCGAAAAAUCCAAAAUAAUGAUUAUUUUACGAGGUUGCGCCGGUAGUGGAAAAAGCUCUCUGGCUAAAAAGAUACUAACUUGUUGCGGUUUAGAGUCUAAAAAUCCAUACUGGUAUAUUCAUUCGACCGAUAAUUAUUUCCAUCUUAAUAAUAUGGGUACUUAUCAACACGAUUCGACUAAACUGGGUAAUGCUCAUUCGUGGAAUCAGAAAAACGUCUUGUACGUUAUUCACGAAGGUCUCACUCCGGUCAUUAUCGAUAACACUAAUACGAAAAUCUGGGAGAUGGAAGCGUACGCUAGGAUGGCUGUCUGCGCUGGUUACGAAAUCGAGGUUAUCGAACCAGAUACUCCUUGGGCUUUUCAAAUAGCCAAGUUGAUGCAAAAGUGUAUCCAUCAGAUUUCCGUCGAAAGCAUGAGAAUGAUGCUAGCUCGGUACGAUUAUAACGUUAGUCCGUCCUUGUUACUGAAAUCGUUUCAUUUAGAAUACAGCCCCGAUAAUACUCCCCCUCAAACCGGAACUACCGAGUUAACAAACCCGUCAUUAGUAUCGUUAUUCGAAGAUUUAUACAAUACAAUCCACGUCUUCCCGAAACAACUAAAGAAACUGCGCAAACAACAACGCCCUAGUCGUAAAGCCCGAAGGAAGCAACGCGAAUUAGAAGACCAACAACUCGACGAGCUUGUCCAGUCAAUUGAAAACUGCGGCCAACAAAACGAUGGCGAAGAUUCGACUCAAGAUGAAAAUGAUAUAGAUCUAGAUAACGAAAUACUCCAAUCAUUCGCCAAAAGGAAUCUGGCCCUUGGUGCCAACGAAACUACAUCAGACUCGGAUAAAACCUACGACGACGAGUCGGGCGAAUCGGUCAUCUCCGGAGUCGAUGAUGAAUCGCCCGAUCACUCGGGCGAUGAAUCAGAUGACGCUGAGAACGAUAGCGACGAAUCGGAUUCAUCCGAUGAAUCAGAUUCGUCAGCCGAAGCGACCGAAAAUGAUAUGGACGAAAGCGAAACCGUACCUGUUGAUCAUACAGACGAAGAACCCGAACCUGAACAGAAAAACCAACAGAUUGAGUCGAACAAAAGUGAUAUGAAAUGCGUCAAUUCGAUCAUCGACAGUUUUAAAAACCCUGCCAAUUUAGACGAAAAUGAACUCAGCGUUGAAAUUAAUCCCUCUAACAAAAAUAAAUUCUCUAAUCGUCUCUACGACAUGUUAUCCCAAACUACCCCCAGGCUAAAAUGUUUCGAGAAUUUUCACGAUGAUUUGAUCGAUGAUCUAGAAGGAGAUCAUAUCGCCGAUGUUAGCGAUCCUGCUCUUAUACAAAAUGUUACUAAACUUAUCGACGAAGAUUCAGAUUCCAAAACUGAACCGGUUCAGGACUCGGUGGACUCGGUUUGGAAACAAAUCUCUAUUUCUGAUUCACUUCCUUGUACAUCGAUCGUAGCAAAUAUCCUGAAUAACGCUUUGAAACCGUUAGAAAAAUCUAUUUGCUCCGAUAACACUCUCAAUGAAUUAGCUACAGUUACAGAUAUACCCAGGUUGAUUACUCCAGACGAAGAGCCAAUCCCAUCAAUCACGAAAGAAACCUCUCCCAAUGACCUAGACGAUCGUCUUUCUACGGUUUCAAAUAUAAUCGAUAGUAAUAGAACUUCAGUCGAAUCAUUUCACGAUGCUGAAGAAUCCCUCAAUAGUAGUUUCGCGUCACCCGAGGUCACCGUAAUAUACAACGAACCGGAGAAAAAAUUCAACGAAACAAAAUCCAAUAAGAGUUUGAAAAAUAUAAACGCAGCAGCUGCAUCUUGUGCGGAAGAUGAUCGAAACUCGUUACUAAACGAAGCUAGAAAACUGACCGGUAGCGUCGAAUCGGAUACUUCGCUAUCGUAUCGGAAUAAUUUGAACGAUGGCGACGAUUCGGUCGCUGAGAAUUACACCGAUCAAGUAAUCAGUAGCAGUAAAUUUAAACCAAUCGGGGACGAGGUUUCUUCGUCCAAUGUAAUGCUUAGAAACGUAAUUGAAAACGAUCUAUGGGGUAAUAGUUUCGAAGAUAACGCGAAUACAGUUGGUACCGAUGGUAACAGAUGUCCUUCGGAGAACUCCGAUGAAAACUCAGACUACGGAAGUAACUCCAGUUCAUCGGACGAGCUCAAGUUUACCGAUAUUCACAACAGUGCAAAUCGGUUCGUAAAUAACGAUAUUAGAGACGCUGUAACCGGUGAGAAAAAGAAACAAAACGUUAACGUUGCGAUAAAGAAUAAAAAUACAAUUGUAACCGUAGCCUCUGAAGAAGAUAACGAGGCUGGCCAUCCUACAUGGAGUGUUGAUUCGACCGUUGAAUUGAAUACCCUGAAGGAACGAAUCCUGGUGAAUAGUUUAGAUAAAGUGUUCGGGCAAAAGUCAUCACCUUCUGCGGCCGAAGACCAAGACACAGAAGAGGGUGAACUGAGACCAGUGAACUUGUCUCGCAAGUCUUCGUCGACUGGAGCCACGUUCCAAUUGAUAGAGAAUAAACUGAACGAGGUAUCUGAUAAAAAUAUUGAACGUGAUCAGGACGAGGCUGCGACCGUACCUCCUCGCGAUGAACAGAAUGCCGAGAGUAGUAGCAAGUUUUGGAGUCAGUGGAUGAAGGGUGAUAGUUGGGAUGCGAAAGAAUCCAGUGAAUCGAAAGAUCCAAGCAAGAGUACUGAAGCUAAAGCUCCUCGUCCCAAAAACGCAUCGGCUGAUAGUCCGAGCAAACAGAAGAAUACAGAUAUUUCGCAUAGUAUUAGAUUAGUCAACGAUAUCAAGAAUGCAGACAAAAAUAAAAUACUAGGUCAAAAACUAAAAACCACCAAUUUCGAGCCGCUCAUGAACGAUUACUUCAAAUACCGAAGCUACCCGAACUCCGAAGACUCAAUGUUCGGCUUACCGGUAGCUUACGACGGUAAAUUCAAAAACAUCCUGCACGAUUCGCCCAAAGAAACUUCACCCUACUACGGUAUCAACACACUGCCGAAGAAACUCAACGAAGAAAAUUCCGAUCCUGAAGACCGAAUUAAACCAUCCGGUUCAUGGAGCUUAUCAGACGACUCAUCCGAUAACGAUUCCACUCGUGACGCUUUCAAACGUGACUCAACUUCUAAACUAGACUCAGACUCCGAACAACCCAAACCAAUCCGUCGAACACCAGGCAAACGACCCGAAGAAAAACCUUCGGUAUUCGUUGACGAACUGGUUCGCAGAUGGAAGAAUAUAGCCGUGGAAGAGACACCGCCAGACUACGAUAAAAUUCUAAAAUGGAGUCCGGUCAACGACGUAGUCGAUAUAGUCGACUGGAACAUGGAAGAUAACAAGUUACCGGUCAAAAUAAGCAAUUGCACGAAACCGCAACGUCCCUCCAGUGGUCAAUCCAAGGUGAAUUAUUUCCUACCCGAAGACAUACUUAAUGCUAAACGUGAUAGUUUCACCAAUACCGGAACUGACAAUUUCACCGAAGAGGAUCAGUGCAGAGUGGCUCGUUGCAGAGAAAUCAAUGGUAAUCGAGAUGUCCUUGAAAUACCUUCAAACGAUUUGAAUACGAACUGCGAAAAAAGCACCAUGACCGAAGGCAGCUGUUAUACUGUUAAAGUUAAACCCAUCAGGGAAGAUUUAUCAAACAUGUUCCCCGAAGAGAUGGCUGAUACUAUACUAGACUUGUACGAAAAAUGUAACGGAAAUAUGGAUUGGAUUAUCGAGAUUCUAAUGGAAGAUGGAUACUCGCCGAGUGAUGACCAGCUCGAGUAUUUGAGUUCGUUGCAGAAUGUCGUCAAUUACGAUGUUUCUAUUGACUUCGUUGCCAGAGAUAAAGAUAAACCCGCUAACGAAAAGAAGAAAAACAAAUCGAACGGCAACGGUGGCAAAAACAAUCGUCGCAAUAAUAAUCAUUUGGAUGAAAGUUUAACCGAGUCGCCUAAAAAAAUCAAAAAGAAGAAAACUGAUUCCAGAGACGCAAACAAACCACCUUCAAAAUUCGACUUCGAAGAAUAUUACACCAACGAAUCGCCAUUUAACGUUGAACCAACCGAUGAAGAUGUUAGCGAAGGAAGCGUCGAUUUAUUCUUGGAUGCGACCAUGGUGCAGCAGUUGAUUGGAUUUUUUGGAAACCCAACCGUGUAUAGUUUGAAUGAUUGCCAACCAGUUAUCAAAUUACCUAUUUCGUUGGCUCGUCAGAUUCACGCCUCUUUAUUCGAAAGUGUCAUCGAUCAAGCAGAAAAAAAUGAAUUUUUAAUCAACCAAUUAGCAGAAGAUGAAUUAAUCACAGAAGAUCCUCAGAAUAUAGAAGAUUCGUCAAAAGUUACAGAAAACGAUAUGAUGGAGGUGGAAAAUUCACUCUUUGACGUUAUCAACAGCGAUGUAGCAAAAUCGUCCAAUAAUGAAGAUUCCUUCGCCUCGAAAUUAUCGUUAGAUUUAUUACUAAAAUCAUUCCCAACCGUCGAUCCAGCUUUCGUUCAUACGACUUUUAAAGCAAAUAAUUUCAAUUAUUACGAUACGAAAAAAGUCCUGAGUCAAAUGUCGCCCGAAGUCGCAACCAAUUUAACAUUCAAUUUGAACGACAAAGCGCGUCUAGUCGAUCGAAUUAAAACCAACAACGACGUACCGCUAUUUGAACCCGCCACCGCAACCACUUCGUUAGCCCGCAACGAAAUACUCGAACAGGUGAACAGCUACCGAGACGAUGCCGCCUUCAAUUACGAACAAUGGCAAAAAUUCAACGAACAGCUGAAAACCGCUCUUCAACGCAAACGCUACGGUGUCGCUCCUUAUUACCGAGAAUUAAUGAGCGCGUUUAAGCAAAAAUACGAAGAUGCCAACGCCAACGCCGCCGCCGUACUUAUUAACUCGUGUUGUAAGGACAACUCCAACGUUAUCGAUUUACAUUUCUUCAAAGUUACCGAAGCAUUGAGAGCAUUGGAUAUAUUCUUGGAUCAUCAUAUUGCCCGUUUAUCCAAUACCGGUCGAGCGAAAACAACGCUAUAUAUUAUCACCGGUAGAGGAGCUGGAAAUUUCGGCGGAGUUUCCCUGCUGCAGCCUCCUAUCAAGAGUAGACUCAAAAAGAGAAAUAUCGAAUUUGAGGUUCAGCCUUACAAUACUGGAUUAGUAGUCGCGGUAGUACGAAAAAGUUCGCCUCUGACUAACGAUUUGUGAUAUAUACUGAAUAUUCUCUCUUGCUCGUUCACGAAUUUAUCCUUGUCCUAUGAUCUAGCAAAUAUUAUUAUACUUACCCGUUGUGACCUGAUAUCGUUGAAGUGGAUUAGUUCUUAUUAUUUUUAUGUGUUUUUAUUAUUAUAGUAUUUAUUUUUACGUUGAACUUUGUACCCUACGAGUACAACGUUCUAGAAGGUCAUUUAUUUUUACGCCCUUUUGCCCCCUUUUUUUUUCUUUUUGGUAAUUUAUCGAGCGCCUUAAAUAACAUGUAGGAUACAUUAUCCAAGACUUGGAUUUAGUGAUUCUAGUCGUGAUAAGGUCGUGUUUAGAAAUAUGUUUCACAUAAACUAAACAUAUUAUUUUACUUUGAUUUCUGAGAAUCAUUGAUCAUUUUUAAAGUCAUCGAAGAUGAUCGUCUUAAUAUUUUCGACUAAUAACUGACAUUGUUUAAAAUUAUUUUCAUUUCAACUUGAUUUCAAGACUGAAUAGAAAUAUUUUAUAAUUCGAUAUGAUCGGGUUCGAUUCACGUUCAGUGAGGGAUUUGAAAAACUGCCUCGAACGUGUUCGAUUUUUUUAAACGAAAAAUUCUGAUAAAAGAAUUAUUCUUUAAUUUUUUUUCAUACAUAUUAAUUGUAAAUCGAAUCGAUUUUUUGUGAUCUUCUCGUGAUCAUUCAAGGCUGUUUCUCGACACUUUUUUUGCCUCUACGUUGAAUUUUGAAGUGCGGAGUCGCACGCGGACGUAUGUAAUUUUAAUUCUAUUUAUUAUUAAUCGUCCCAAGACUGAUUUUUAUUUGAUUCGAAGGAUUUUUAUUAAUCUGAUUGGUUGAUAUUCGUUUUGUUUUUUUUUUCAUUUUCGAGCAUCCUCUUAGCCUUAAUUAUAAUAUUUUCUAACCGCAGGUUUUUUUUUCUUGUUCUAUGACUAAGGGUUUUGUUUGUAUUUUUCCCCCCUAAAGUUCACUGUUUUUUUCUAUCGUACUGAUCUCGAUCGGUGUACGAUUCUGUUUCUUUAUUUUAUUAUUUUCGAUAAGGUUGAUGUACCAUUUAAUACAUUUAUGUAACCGUCGUUGGAUCUUUUAAUACUUAUUAAGUUUAAUUUUUAAGUAAUCAUGUUGAAGUUUCUUUUUUAUCCUAAAUGUCUACUUUCGUUGAUUUAUCUUUUUAAGUUGUAGACGUACCAUUAAAAGUUUUAUUUUUCGAGGUUAA